Molecule: messenger RNA, 312 nt
Organism: Prunus armeniaca (apricot)
Lineage: Eukaryota; Viridiplantae; Streptophyta; Magnoliopsida; Rosales; Rosaceae
Source: the annotation of a GenBank genome assembly
AUGGGUGCAACCGAGGUGCUAAGCCAAACGAACGUGGCCAAGUUGGAAUCAUCAUACCAGGCCCUCCCAUCUUCAUCAAUUGCAUUACAGUUUCUCCACGGUCUGGAAGGAAUCUCGGCCACACCAUGGCCUUGGCCCAUGUCGACUUUCCAAGACGAAGGAUGGUUGGUGGACAGCAGGAGAGGAAAAACCAUUUGGAUCAGGCCACGACGCGAGGAUCAAUGGAUAUGGCUCGACCCGGGUUUUGGAGAAGCUACAAGGGGGGCCCAUCAGAGCAGGUUAGAAUGGAGGGGAAAGAAUAAAGAAAAAUGA